GGGUUUACUGUAGUGGCAAAGUGCAGAGCGUAGGUGCAGUGGAGACGUAUUUUACGGUCUAAUUCUUUAAUAAACCAUUCAAACUGGAUUUACUAAUAAUCUGUCACAUUAGAAAUAUCAAUUCCACAAGUUGGAGAACGAGUAAAACAUAAUUUUAGAUAAUGUCACAAGCUACAAAGCGCAAACAUGUCGUCAAAGAAGUUCUGGGAGACUUCGUAAUGCCGACUGGUAAUCAACAAAUAGUAAAGGUGAUUGGAAGUCGGGGAAAUAAUUUGCAUGAAAUAGUCACCGCGGAUGGGGACAGCUUUCUCGUGAGCAUGCCCACAAAGUUCCGUAAAAACAUCUGGAUCAAAAGAGGUGAUUUUGUGAUUGUGGACCCUAUUGAAGAAGGGGAAAAAGUGAAGGCAGAGAUCAGCUUCAUUCUGUACAAAGACCACAUCCAGUAUCUGCAGAAGCAACAGCUUUGGCCAGAGGCGUUCACUGACCAGGCAACAGCGCAGGAAAAAACCUCGACUGACCCCAAAAAGACAGAAGAGGAGAAAAAUGCAGAUGGAGAGGAUGACGAAGAUGAAUACAGUGACUCUGAGGACGACGAGAGUGAUUUGUUUGUUAAUACAAACCACCGCAACUACCACUACAGUGAGAGUGAGGAGGAGAGUGAAGGAGAGGAUCUAGGAGACAAGGAAGGAAAUAAGGAAAGGACCGAGCGCAAACCUUGAUCUGAGCUGUUACUGUUGGACUCGCAAUAAAAGACUUAAUUAAAAGGAAGUAUUAUUUCCUUUUAGCUGUUUUUGGAAAUCUACAAACUGGAAUGACUUUAGGCUGUUUUUAGGCUAUUCACAAUAUUUCACCUUGACGAAACCGAGUAAUACGCUAAAUAAUUGAUCCUGUUGUAAUGUUGUAAUGAACAUAUUGCUAUAUUGCUCUGCUCGACUGUCUUGAUUCAAUGGAGUAAAAAAUUGCAUGUAUUUUCAAAUCUGGCUUCAAAUUAUAUUUUUCCUUUUCUGUAUUUAGAAGGUGGUAAAUCUUCAUGCUGAUAGUGAUACUUGACCAAAACGAUAAAAAGUAAAUCUUGAUGCAUUGCAUUGGAAGUAAUAUUCAAAAUACUUAACUAUUCAAAAUUGCUCCAAGACAUAGACCAAUGUUUUCAAUCAAAGGUAUAGGAGAUUAACAAAUAUUGGAAAUUUGUGAAUUCUAAAAAAAACAUUCUUUUAUACUUUUUUAUACCAUUAAUUUGAAUCAAACCACUUUUGCUAACCCUGUAGUGCAGAUUUUUUAUCUGAAAUGUGAUUCUUGUAUGUAUCAGUUCAUAUUUCAAUGUUUUUGUCAAUUCUUUCAGAUGUGUUUAAAAUGUGAACUUUGAACAGAAUCCUAUUAUAAAAUAUAAAUUUAAUCGC
Molecule: messenger RNA, 1397 nt
Organism: Periophthalmus magnuspinnatus
Lineage: Eukaryota; Metazoa; Chordata; Actinopteri; Gobiiformes; Gobiidae
Gene: eif1ad
Product: eukaryotic translation initiation factor 1A domain containing
Exons: 5
Coding region: 162-719 (185 amino acids)
Biological process (GO): translational initiation
Cellular component (GO): nucleus
Molecular function (GO): translation initiation factor activity; RNA binding
Source: RefSeq, a predicted model, not a curated record